AUGCAACAUAACAGAACGUUGGUUGUGUACUAUCCUAAUUCUUUCCCAGCUGUUAAUCCUGAGUGUUCUAACCAUCGCGUAACCAGAAGAUGUCCUUGGCCUGGUCUGUUUGUCGAGGUAUAUUACUGAUAUUUAGUAUAAUCAUUAUUAGUUAAAUGGCCGUUAUUUAUUUUUGUGUAAAAUAAAAGGUGUUAGUUGAUUACAAUGAAGUAGGGAAUAUAGCAAUGCUUUUCAGUACAUUCAACUGUUCAGCAAUCAUGCAAAGUACAAAACCAUCGAGUAUACGAACCCGGCAGUAGAUUACAAUGUGAACGUAAGUGAUUGGCUAAUUAACUACUACGAUGGAAAACCUGAAGUAAAAGAUGUUUAAUAUUUAACUCAAGUUUAAACAAUUUGAAUGAUUUGACAAGUUUUGUUUUUUACAAAGUUUUUUUAAAAAUAUUUUAGGAAAAAGGAGAUUGGACUGAAAUAUACGAAAUGCUCAGAAAUGGUACUAUUGAUACACUUGCGUAUGGUCUCAUGAGGACGAAUGCACGAUUGGUGGAUUAUGACUUUUCUGAUGUACUUUACAAUGUAAGAUGGCGGUGGAUUUUUGAGUUUAUUUCAAUUUCUUGCAUUAGCAGGUUACAGUAGAAAACGUAAAUUAUAACAUAUUAUAUAAUAUGAGUAUGAUAUAACGUAAAUUAAAACGUUCUCUACCUUUACACAGAAAACUAAAAUCUAACUUUUACUAUCAUGAUACCUGUAAUAGUAAGACUGAUAUUUGAGUAAAACUGUAAUUUUAGUCACCAAUAUACGCUGUGCAUCGGAAGUCAUAUGGAGAUUCCGAAACCACUUUUGCUUUCUUUACAAUUUAUGGGUUUGAUGUGGUAAUGGCAUUACUUGGUAUCAUAUUUUUGCAGAUAGUGUUCUACUGGCUGCAUUCUGUUUUGAUCGAGUGUUAUAAGGAUGUUACCUACAACACCGUUGUGGAUGUAAGUUACUAUACAAAACGUUGAAUUUGAAAUGAGGAUAGUUUAAAAAGUUCUUUGAAAUAUUUUGUGAAGAAGUUAUGUCAGACCUUUUCUACGUAAAAUACAGUAUGUUUUAGUCAGUAUGGUCGGCCUUUUCGCUACAACUUGGCCAAGCCUUGAAAACCAAAAGAAUCACGAGAGCUGUCAACUUUAAUCGUUUGAUGUUCUCCUUUAUAAAUACUCCAAUAUUAAUGGGAUUGUAUUCUACGUGGAUUGUCUCAAACAGGCUUACAGCUACUGAAGAUGGUGCUAUAUCAACAUACGACGACCUGAUAGAUGCGUUGGCAAGUAACCGGAAGUAUCUGAUACAGUACACUGGGAGUGCGGACUGGUUUUUUGAAGAGUUAGAGACGAGUCACGUGUAUCCCUUCUAUUUUAUUCGAAAAACACUUUACAGUAAGUUGAGAUAUCAAUGGUUUCUUAUUAUUACUGUAUAUUCUUACUCAUUACUUCAGUACUUAUGUAUUACUUUUUGAUCUCAUUAUUGAUUAGGUUUUAAUGAUAAAAUAUGAUUUAUUUUCAUGUUACAGACAACCCGAUUCACCGUGUAUCAAUAGACGAGGGCUUCAAUCAUUUGAAUAAUGGGGACGGUGUAGCUUUGCUUCCAGACGACUCUCAAGUGUUUCAGAAAGUAGUUGGUUUGUGUAAUCUACAGAAACUGAACGGUGCAAUUGAAGGAAUCGACCGCCGCUUUAUGGUAAGGAAAAAUAGAGCUGACCGACUGCUUAUCGACAUGAACAACUUUAUCGCACAUCACGUUCCGUCCCUCGCUCUCAUUUACAACAAGUACAAGAGUCAGCUGAUCAAGCGGAGGGGAAAGUGUGAUCAGAAGCUGCCAAAUAGUAGGUUUAUUUGGUUUUGAAAACAAGGUAUUUGAAAUGGUAAUUGAAGUGUAAUAUGUGUUAAUUGAAGGUAGCAUAUCUUAAUGCGUAUAAAUAAUAGAUGGAUAUGGGUUGGUUUAUUAUUUUAGUGAAAGUUCGAUUUUAGCUGAAAGACCGUACCGUGGAUUAAUGUAUGUAUGGCUAGCCUUAUGUGUUAUUUCUACUUGUGUAUUUGUAGUUGAAAUGAUACUUAAACUACGUGGAAAGACGCUACAUUUGCUACCGUCCAAGCGAGAAUACUUUGAACGAAGGUCUAGACUUGUCUUUGGGUAUCUGGGGCGUGCUUACAAAUGA
This is a messenger RNA of Bursaphelenchus okinawaensis, 2188 nucleotides long. NCBI's taxonomy places the organism in Eukaryota, Metazoa, Nematoda, Chromadorea, Rhabditida, Aphelenchoididae. The record is from the annotation of a GenBank genome assembly.